GAAAGCGGAGCCGAGAGGGCCGCGAGCGAAGGAGCCCGGCGGCCGGAGCUGCGUCGCGGUUGCUGAGGGGGGAGAAGGCCGCCGCCGUCAUGGCGGGCGCCGCCGGGGGCUCGAGCGCCCAGGAGAAGCGGGCCACGGCGUCGCGCCUCAAAGCGGCCCUCAGCCUGAGCGCGGACGAGAGCGAGGCCGCGGCGGGCGAGCUGCGGGCGCUGCUGGAGACGGUGCUGAGCCCGCCGAGCGGCGGCGCCGGAGGAGGCGGCGGCGAGUCGGUGUCGGAGGCGCUGGCGUGGUGCCGCUGCCUGCUGGCGGGCGGCGAGCCGUGGGACAGCUUCGUGCAGGCGGUGCGGGCCUACGACCCGGCCACGCUGUGCGGCCUGGUGUGGACCGCCAACUUCGUGGCCUACCGGUGCCGGACGUGCGGCAUCUCGCCCUGCAUGAGCCUCUGCGCCGAGUGCUUCCACCAAGGCGAGCACGCCGGACACGACUACAACAUGUUCCGCAGCCAGGCCGGCGGAGCCUGCGACUGCGGCGACGGCAACGUCAUGCGGGAGGCCGGGUGAGUGCGCCGUGGGGGGGGGGCGGGCUGGCUGGGUUGGGGGUGGUGAGGGGAGACACUUGUCUAGGGCUGAGGGCGGGGGAAGGCCAAGGGAAGGCCUCCGGGCGGGUGUCUGCGAGGGGGUGGCAAUCCCCCACCCCACCCCUCCAUAAAAUACCCGAGGGGGCACCCCCAAAGUGGAUGGGCACUGCCCUUCAAAUGGUGCGUGUGCGCCACGUCAUGCGAUCGGUUAUGUGAGGUGGGUCUUUACCUGGAAAAACACACACAGGCACAAUAUUUUAUUCAAGUUGGCACCCUUGGCAUCUGGGAGAAAAGCGAGAGACCCUCCCUCCCUCCCUUCCACGGACAAUAAUGGUGAAAAUAAUAGUACCAGGGAGGACCGGUUGAGUGUGUGCAAAAACCUGACCUAAUCCAUCCUAUUAAGUAAACCGGAGCGAGCAUGUUUCUGCGCUCAUGGGCUCUGUUUUAACUCCACAGACGGACAACAACACAAUUAUUAUUGUUGUUAUUAUUAUUAUUAGCUAUAUGCCACUCAUCGGACUGGGUUGGCCCAGCCUCUCUGGACAGCUCCUGACAAAAAAUAGUAAAAACCCGACACUACGUCAAACACUAAAAACUUCCCUCAAGAGGGCUGCCUUCAGGUGUCUUUUAAAAACCACAUAGCUGUUUAUCUGUUUGACAUCUGCUGGGAGGGCGUUCCACAGGGCAUAUGUGCCGUGUAAUCCUAGGCGUGUCUGCUCAGAAGCAAAGCCGCACUGAACUAAAUGGGACUUGUGUACUCUGUAAAGUGCUGCACACAUUGAUUGAAUAAUAAUAAUAAUAAUUUUAUUUAUACCCUGCUCAUUAUCUGGGGCAGCUUAGCACAUAUAAAAACGUAAUAAUACGUCAGACAUUAAAAACUUCCCGAUACCAGUAAUAAUGGAUGCAGAAUUGCAGCCUGUUUGCGGAAUAUGUUUAUGUGGUGAAGUGGGCUUUAUGGAAACUUUGGUCCAGCAGAGGUUUUUUCACUGGGGCAAAGGUGGCCGUGCACCACCAACCUCAGUUUGGCCUUAGGCAGUCUCCACCUGCCCUCCUUCUGCCUUGCAUCCAGCCCAGGAGGUGGCACUGAUCAUUGGCUUCCUUCUCUGGAGCCUCCCCAUUAUAUAACUUGGUAGGAUUGGGGCAAAACUAGAAUUAAUUUGUUCUGUGUGUCAUUUGCUGUUGCUCCACCCACGGUUGACCUUUCUGCCUUCUGUCCUUAAUGUGCACCGACUUCCACUGCUUGUGUUGCAAUGUGAAAGGCUUUAAGAUGUCACAGCACUCUUUAUUUGUUUGCUACCUCUGCGGUUUGUCAUGUGGGUUGAAAUUCUCGCUUCAUCCAGAAAUAUGCAUUCCAAGGGGAGAAAAUAACAAUCAUCAGGCAUAUAUUAUGCAAAUCUUGACAGGUGAAUCUUGCUGGUAUGUAAUCUAUGGAUGACGGUCUUAUAAAUGCAUCCUUGAUGCGUGUUACAAGUUAAUGGUGUGCGCAUGCUUAUGUGAAAACAUUGAGAGUGAAACCAGUACUAAAGAGAAAAAAGUAGAGCAUUGUAACAGUAAACAUUUCUGUAGCACUUUCAAAUGGUCUAAAUGCGUAACAUGAUCCAGUUAUCUAACAGAGAGGUGAGUUUCAAACCAGGGAUUUGAUGGUAUGUGAAAUGAGAGAAAUGUAUGUAUUGGAGAAGACAGAUGGAUGCAUGCCUAUGGAAUGAAUACACAUGAUCACACAUUUCAUCACGCUGAUCAAGAAUGCCAGCAAACUUAUGAUCUUGUGUUUUUACAGACACAUUCCAUCCAUGUGAUUUUAUGCACAAAAGCAUGAUAAGGCAUAACUAACCCAGAAAUCAGUCUUCAGAUUUUGCAAUUCUUCUACCUUCUACUGAUUGGUUGUGUUGGUCUGUAUGUGCCUGGUGGGUUUUAUAGACCAUGUAGGCACUGAGUGAUGCUGCAAGGUUUGGUGUACAGUCUUACACCUAGGAUCCCCCCUUUGGCUGUUGUACAGUCUUCAUGUUGCACAACCCAGUGCUUCUUACUCCUGUUCUUGUGUGGCAUAAAGUAGAAAUAUUGUGUACAUUAAUGUACUUAAAAGGAGUGAAAAGAUUGUAGAAUUUGGGUCUCCAGUUGUGGGGGCAGGGGAAGAUAGACACACAGGUAAGGAUGCUGAAAUAAUUUGUGGGGAAGAGUGAUGCUUAGAACACUGUCAGCCUGUUCAAGUGUUACUCUGUCCCAGGAUACAAUUUGUGUGUGCUCCCCCUCUUUCCCCUCAUUACAGGUACAAGGUAACUAUGGAAAGGAGGUACUUCCAAGUUUGCUCCUGCAACACACCUGUUUUGGCUUGAGUGCCACUUACACAUUUUGCCAAACCUCUAGGGGCUGUGGAUGCUGCUACGGUCUCCCUGCAAUCUUGCUUGUGCAUGCAUGUAGCCCACAUAUACACAGAGCUCCCUUCCUCAGUUGAUCCAUUAUCAGCCCCUUCCCUCUAAUCUAUAUGAUCAGUCUGAUGGCCAGGAAUGAACAGUCUGCCUUCCGAGCAAGGUGAUGAGCUGGCACAGGAAGCGGGUGGCGCUGGGGUCUAAACCCCUGAGCCUCUUAGACCUGCCGAUCAGAAGGUGGGCAGUUCGAAUCUGCGCGACGGGGUGACCUCCUGUUGCUCUGUCCCAGCUUCUGCCAACCUAGCAGUUCAAAAGCACGCCAGUGCAAGUAGAUAAAUAGGUACCACUGCGGCAGGAAGGUAAACAGCGUUUCUGUGUGCUCUGGUUUCCGUUAUGGUGUCCUGUUGCGACAGAAGCGGUUUAGUCAUGCUGGCCAUAUGACCCAGAAAGCUGUCUGUGGACAAAUGCUGGCUCCCUCAGCCUGAAAAGUGAGAUGAGCACCGCAACCCCAUAGUCGCCUUGACUGGACUUAACCGUCCAGGGGUCCUUUACCCUUUACCUUUUUUUACUUUGCUGAGCUGGCCAGAGACAUAGUGCUGUGUAUCUCCUUAAAGUUUUGUCUUAUUGGCACCACAUCCAGAAUGGGUGGAAUCUUAUGGGGUGAGGUGGGGGGGACAGAAAAAUUUGUGGGGGGCAUGAUUUGGCCUCUAGGCCAGGAGUCAACCACCCCAUCCUACGUUAUUUAAUUGUACAGUGGUACCCCGAGUUACAAACGCCUCAGGUUACAAACGCUUCAGGUGACAAACUCCGCUAACCUGGAAGAGUUACCUCGAGUUGAUAACUUUGCCCCAGGAUGAGAACGGAAAUCGUGUGCCGGCGGCGCAGCGGCAGCAAGAGGCCCCAUUAGCGAAAGCACAUCUCUAGUUAAGAACAGUUUCAGGUUAAGAAUGGACCUCCGGAAUGAAUUAAGUUCGUAACUAAAGGUACCACUAUGGGGAUUCCCUGCAGUGUGGUGGUUCCUGGUAGAAGUCAAAGGGUAUAAUGUGCUAAGCGACUUCUUGUUGUUUUUUGAAGCAUUCGAGGGUGGGAGUAGCUGCUGUUGCUGCAGUAAUGGACAGAUGUAAAGCUGUGAGGGUGUAAUUUCAGCAGCACAGUAGUGUUUUAUUGGCAGGGCGAGACGAUGAAGUGCUGCCAAAUUAUGGAAGAGUCACUAGCUGUCAUAUUGAACACAUGUGAUAGCUGGAGUCAUCCUAUCCCCGACUCUCAUUUUAGUAAGGACUGAAGUGUGAACUCUGAAGGUAUGCCAGUAUGUAAACAAUUCCCAAGUGUCGUCUGAUCACCAUGAUAGACACUGUCCAUUGUUGGCAGUGCCAGCUGUGGAACUUGGCUGUUUUUAUUUUUGUGUGCUAAUGCUGUGUCAUCACAGCAGGCAAGCCUAUAAUUAAAAUGUAGCUGUACCUUAUAAAUUCAAUGGGGGAAAAUAACAUAAUGCAGUUGUCAUAGUUUCUAAAAAGAUUGCUUCUUGAUCUGUUUGACUGCUAAAUUGCCAUGAGAAUCUGCCGUGUGUUGCUGGAUUCUUCUUGUUGAAGUUUGCAUCGUUGAUCAUCGAUGCAAUGUGAAUGUGGGGACAAUGAAGUGGGAAUGCGGGAUCUGAUUGGGGUUAUUUUAAUUUAGUGAUAGUGUGUAGUGGCUGUCUGCACUUAGGUUUUCAGAUGUGCCAAAUACUCUUUUGGAUGACAAGUAACAGUGUGUUUUGACAAAUCCAAUAUAUCACAUUUGAAGGAGAUGUAGCAAAAGCCAAUAAAGAUGUUCCCUGGAUUAUAUACUUGAAGUUGAUGUGCAAAUGAACUCAGUUAGGCCUAGUUCCCAGAAAUAACAAAUGGAAUUGUAAGGUUGUUACAUGUGGCCAUAGGGAACCUAAAUUCAGGUGGUCAUUCGAUGGCUAGCUCCUUGAAUUGGACCACUUGUUCAAAUACUUUGGACUUCAUGUCAAUGAGAAUCUCUCAUGGAAGCUACAUCUGGGUGCCAUUAAAUUAUCAAGAGCCCAGGUCCACUGGCCAGCUCAGCAGAUUUUUCUGUACAAAAGAAAACCAAUGAAUUAAUGCUGUUCUCAAGAUCUUUAUGGCUAAAAUUAUAGCACAAAUGUAGAAAUCUGGGAAGUUGGAGCAAAGUACAAGUUCUGCAAAAUAAAUUUGCACUAGCAGCCAAGAAGCUGCAUUCUAGCCAUAUCAAGAAUUAUAGUGUAUUGUAAAGUUUUAUCCCAGGGGUAGGCAACCUAAAGCCCGUGGGUCCGAUCACCUUCUCAAUCCGGCCCAUGGACGGUCUGGGAAUCAGUGUGUUUUUACAAGAGUAGAAUGUGUGCUUUUAUUUAAAAUGCAUCUCUGGGUUAUUUGUGGGGCCUGCCUGGUGUUUUUACAUGAGUAGAAUGUGUGCUUUUAUUUAAAAUGCAUCUCUGGGUUAUUUGUGGGGCAUAGGAAUUCGUUCAUUUCCCCCCCCCCCAACAAAAUAUAGUCCGGCCCACCACAUGGUCUGAGGGAUGGUGGACCGGCCCAUGGCUGAAAAAGGUUGCUGACCCCUGUUUUAUCCAAUGUUUUGUUACCCCUGGGGUAACAAGAAAACUGGCAUGUCAGAAAGAAGUUUAGUUUCUAUGUUGAGGGAAACUUUUAAAUUGAGAAUUCAAACAUGCGAACCCCACUUUCCAUAAAAAGGCUUACCACCUCCUCUGAUACUUGUAAUAACUAGUAUUUAAUUCCCAACAGUCUUGCAUUAAUUAAUGUAUCUUGUGAAAACAGUGAAUGUGUUUAUAACAUAAGAGUAUGCUAAUUGCUGUAGUAACCAAUAUCCAGUGAGACUUUGUGGUCGCUUUUAUGUCUUGGCAAAUCUGCUGAUUCUUCCCACUGAAUUGAUAGACAUCACUAUUUAAGCUAAGGAACUAUCAAGUAUAAAAGAUAAAACCCCAGUCCCUUUUGGGUAACUGAAAAGGUUGGAGGAAAGUGAGCUACUAUAUUUUGUGUGUUGCUUCUUAGUUUACAGCUGAGAUCUUUUGGACUGUUUCAAGUUCUGGAAUAGGAAUUUGCCUCUAUAAUUCUAGAUUUUUCUCUUUCUCAUUGUUCUCAUUCAUUCUUCACCUCUCCUUAAUAUUGUCUACCCUUCCCAUGGUCUGUGUGAAUAUCCAGCAGACCAAUCAAGACUGUAUUAGUCAAGAUCAUCCUUUAUCUGUUUUGUGUUUUAAGUUUUUCAUCAGAGCAAGCAGUUGCCCUCUCUUUCAGGUCAACAUUAACAGCUAUGUGAAAGAUCAGGUUUCCUGGUACUUUUGCCACAGCAAAAAUUUCUACCAUGCAAAUAAAUAAAGUUCAAGUCAUAUCCUGCCUGGCACUACUUUUUUUUUUUUCUGAAAUCCCUGGUUGAUUGUGUCCAGUGUAACGUCUCCUAAAACAACCUCCUUGGCUGCUGAGCCAAUGAAUGGUGGUCAGUAAAGCUAUGAUUCACAGUGCUGUGUACCCAUACACAAUCUCUUGUCAAACUAAACUUUCUAAUAUUUGCUUUGCCUAAAUACAUUUUGGCUUUGAAAUCAAGAUGGAUUUAAUUAUUCAUCUACCUCUUCCCCCUGACACUAUAGAGAUUUUGGGGCUAUAAAUUAGAGCAUAGAAGCUCAGAAUCAGGUAGUUUAUAUUUGCAAUGUGGCUUUUGUCCAAUACCACCCCACCCCCGAAAACCCCAAUCUAGUCAAAUGCUAAGAGAUGCUUUUUGGUAAAUCCAGGCAAUUAUGAAACAGUUUUUUAAAUCACUGAGUGGUUUUCUGUUUUAAAAUUUAUCCAGUUGUACUUUAAAACAACAACAACCCCAGGCUUAUGAUUUAUUAGUGAAACAUUUUAUUGACAUUAUAAUUUUACCCCUACACUUUUCUGUGACAUUUUUUGUGCACUAAUUUUGUACUUGAGUCUUGAAUAUGCACUUCUGAAAUAGCUGUUAUGUUUUUAUAUAGUUGUAAAACAAAUAAAAGAACUUCGUUUGUAUUUAUGUAGAGGAUGCUCUUUAACUAAAGAUCAUUCCAAGAUCAUUAAUAUCUAAGGAAACUACUUUAGCUAUGACAAGUAAAGUGAGAUUUUGAAUAAAUUAUAGAAGGGAAAGUCAUAUGAGAAAUAAAAAAAAAAUCCACUGAGGAUUUUGCUUUGACAGCAAGCCUUCAGGAACGUGUACUUGGCAGGGCAACAAAAUAGAAGCCAAAGGUUAUUUCAGUGGUUUAUUCAAGUAAGUGGUGUUGGGCAUACUUUGAGUGAAAUUCUUCAUGCAUAGCUGAGAAUGUGUUCUGUACCAGACCUUUAAGGGAAACAUUCUUCAGUUAUGUCUUAGGAGGAAUUAUAUAGAUUCUGUUCUCCAAAAAACUUUUUUGUAAUUCGUGGAGUCUCUGUUUCCUCAAACAUUUAAUGUAUCUGCAGCUUUUCUUUUAUUGGUAUUUUUUGCUGCUGCAAGGAUAGUCCAGUGUUUUUGUGUGUGGUCAAGGCAAAUCACAUCUUACAUAAGCUCUAAAUUAUCUGCAAAUAGUUUGAUUUCUCUCUGUGUUGGAUUUGUGUUUUGUCUUUUGUGUUGAAAGAGCUUCGGUUGACUUCCAGACCUGUAUUUUCGCAUUUGAUAUAAGCAUUAUGUAAUAGACACUAUAAUCCUUCUUUCUCUUUCAUUUCUCCUGAAAUUGUAACUUUGCUUCUGUUGUAGCGUUUAAAGUUGGGUGAGAAACUGUGCUUUCUGAAUGUGUGCAAACGAAAGCAUUCCAACUAGUACUGCAAGAUCCAGUAGUUGUUUGUCUGGUAGUACAGAUGGUUGUAUGGCAAGUCCUAUAUCAGUGAGCUGUGAGAAAUGCUAUGAUUAGAGUUUUUCUUUGCACUUUCUUCCCAGUUUCUCUACAGUUUAUGGCAGGAAUGGGGAAUCUGUAGCCGACCAUAUGUAGUUGUGGGAGUUGGGAGUCCAGUAAUAUCUGGAACAGGCAUAGGCAAACUCAGCCCUCCAGAUGUUUUGAGACUACAGUUCCCAUCAUCUCUGACCACUGAUCCUGUUAGCUAGGGAUGAUGGGAGUUGUAGUCCCAAAACAUCUGGAGGGUCGAGUUUGCCUAUGCCUAAUCUGGAAGGUCACAGGUUUCCCAUCACUUGGAUAGUUUUGCAUUACUUGGUGGGUAUAAAGAGUUCUCGUUUCUUCAGCUCAAUAGAGCUGGUAAAGAUUCAGAAAAGGACAACCAAAAUGACCAGGGAGAUAGAGCAACUUCCCUUUCCUGUGAGGAAAGGUGACAACAGUUGGCGUUUUUAAGUUUAGAGAAAAGGUGAGUAAAACUAUGCUUGGUGUGAAGAAAGUGAAUAGAGAAAGGUCUUUCACUUCUUACAGUGCAGAACUUGGGGAAAUCCAACGAAUCUGGAUGUUGGAAGAGUCAGGGCAGACAAAAGAAAGUACCUUUUCACUCAGUUAAACUGUACAAUUUGCUCCCACAAGGUAGUCACCAACAUGGAUGGCUUUAAAAUAAUAUUGGACAGUUUCAUGGAGGACAUGGUAAUCAGUGGCAACUACCAUAUUUUUUGCUCUAUAAGACUCACCUUUCCCCCCCUAAAAAUUAAGGGGAAAUGUUUGUGCGUCUUAUGGAGCGAAUGCAGGCUGCGCAGCUAUCCCAGAAGCCAGAACAGCAAGAGGGAUUGCUGCUUUCACUACGCAGUGAUUCCUCUUGCUGUUCUGGCUUCUGAGAUUCAGAAUAAUUUUUUUUCUUGUUUUCCUCCUCCAAAAACUAGGUGCGUCUUGUGGUCUGGUGCGUCUUAUAGAGCGAAAAAUACGGUACUAACAAUGGCUGUGCUUUUGAAUAUCAGUUAUUGGAACUUGCAAGGAAAGAAAGUGAUGUUGCACUCAUGUCCUGCCUUUUGGUUUUCUGUAAGAAUCUGGUUAGCCACUGUGACAUCAGGAUGCUGGACCCAUUAUGCUCUUUUUAUAUUAUUAUCAGUGCUAUUUUUCUAGAAAAAGGGGUGCUGGAAAACCUCCCUUAUUCUCUUAGAAUGGCAAUGGUGCCCACCUGAGAGGUGCCUGAACUAGUUCCCCUUGAAAAAAGCCCUACUUAGGUUAUGUUUACAUACGCAGCCAUAGCAUGGGGGGUUUCAAAAUUAGCAACUAUCAGUUCUUUGUUAUUAAUUAGGUGGCUGAGUAUAACUUUGUAUAACUUUCUUUGUAGGUUUUGCAAAAGGCAUCGGAUAAAAUCAAGCUCAGAAGUUCCGUCUGUUCCAAAAGAUCUGUUGAUAAUGUCAGAACUAGUUCUUCCACAAUUCAUCUUCUGUCUUAUUCAGUACUUACGGGAAGGCUAUGAUGAACCAGGUAUGGAUGCUAUUAAUAUUUUUGGAAAAGUUCACAAGGCAGAUUCUCAGUGUUGUUAGUUUCAUUUUUGUGACGGUCUGUUUUGUUCUGAAGGUAAGGAUGAUUUCAAACUGUUGGUGAAUUGCAAGUGGGCUUUUAAUAAAAUGUGAUUGUCAGGAUUGUGAAGUUGAAUAUGAUCAGUGAAGCUGAGGUUAGUCUGCUCCCUGCCACCCACGUAAGCAACUCCUUAUAUUUUGCAAAAUGGGAGAAAAGCUGAAAUCCUAGAGAAAGUUGAUGCAGAGUGUCCUGGGUUACACAGAAGAGAGUGGAGUGGGAGAGAAUUAUACUUUGAGUGGAGUAAGCCAUGGUGUGAACGCUGGGAUAGAGGUUAAGAUAACUUAGAGCCAUAAUGAUAGAGUGUAAGGGAAGAAUUUAGAUACCUGAUAAUGUUAGAAUUGAGGGAAUGAAAGGCAUCACUCUGUGGAAAGGAAACAAGAACUUCCAACAUCCUGUCUUGGAUAUAAAAGGAAAAGAAAAGCCAGUUGCUUGGUGAAAAAAAGUUUAUUACUGUUUUUUCUUCCUUUAUUGAUCAUAGAGAUGUGAGCAGCUUACGUCUCUUACAAAUAUUGUAAUCAGCAAGGGGUGUAUAAUCUAAAAUUUUAAUUGUUGGGAUGGGGUCAUGUCGUAACAAGUAAGGAGCCACAAAGUUGCUAGAACGGUUUGCUCAAUCUGCUACAAACUUCUUGCUUGUUUGUUUUACAGUUCUUGAUGUUCCAUCAGAAAAAGACCUUCACAAAGUCCUUCAGAUAUUGGAAUCCCACAUUUCAUUUCUGGAAGAUCUGACAAAAAUGGGAGGAGCGAUGCGUUCAGUCCUUACUCAGGUUUUGACAAAUCAGCAGUUCUAUAAAGAUCUUAGCUCUGGUGAGUUGGUGUGUUAUUACGUCUUGAGGAGUUUUUUUGUAUUAACCAUCCAUUCUGUACUUUAAAAAGUCACAAAAUAGUGUGGGCAUGGGAGAAGGGAGUGGCAUUUAUUAUUGCCGGUGAUGUCACAGUCUGUGACACACAACUACAAUUCCACACUGGUCUUGUGGUAGUUGCAGGUGUGCUGCCAACAGAGGAGUCAAAUUUUCCUUAUGACAAAGCACAUUGAAAACCCUACUUGAAGGAAUAAGAAGAAGAAGAAGAAGAAGAAGAAGUUAUUAUUUGUUCCCCAGCCACUCUGGGCGGCUUCCGACAAAAAUUAAAAAUACAUUAAAAUGGCACACAUAAAAAACUUCCCUGAACAGGGCUGUCUUCAGAUGUCUUCUAAAUGUCAGGUAGUUGCUUAUAUCUUUGACAUCUGGUGGGAGGGCGUUCCACAGGGCUGGCGUCACUACCGAGAAAGCCCUCUGCCUGUUUCCCUGUAGCUUUGCUUCUCGCAGUGAGGGAACAGGCAGAAGGCCCUUGGAGCUGGACCUCAGUGUCCGGGCAGAACAAUGGGGGUGGAGACGCUCCUUCAGGUAUACUGGACCAAGGCAGUUCAGGGCUUUAAAGGUCAACACCAACACUUUGAAUUGUGCUCGGAAACGUACUGGGAGCCAAAGUAUGUGAAUCCCAUGCAUCAAAUGUGUUAUAGGACAUUUAUUGUGUUGCAAAGCCCAAAAUGUAUUUAAUUCUGUGGGCUAAAUUUAUUUAUUUUUAAUCUCUAGUCAAACUUUCUAACCCAUUUCAUGCUACAAGGCACAUGUGAGCAACUCAAGGGCUUUGUGUUUCUCCUCGGUUGCUCAUAGUGCAGUCUUCUAAGCCCCAGGAAGCCCAGUUCACUUUCUGCAUCUGAUCAGCUGUCAGUUGGGCGGUGGUGGAAGGGUUGCUGUAACAGUGCUGCUAAGCGGGGGGGGGGGGCAGCAGUUUUAGCUGCCUUGGGAUGGCUGUGGAGUGCAGGCUUUAAUCUGCCUGCCCAGAGCACUCAGUGCAGCUGAAAUUGCAAACCCUGCACUGCCGACAGCAGUGUGAGGGCAGAAUUUUUAGCUGCAUCAGGAUUACUGGGGGUGGCAUGCAGACUUUAAUGGUCAAAGUUGCAUCAGAGUUCCUGAUGCAGCUGCAAAGGGGAAGAUUAAACUGUUGUUGUGAGGUGGGGAGAAUAUGUGUGCAAGGUGGAGGAAUGCCAGGCCCUGCCCUGCCCUGCCCACUGGCAUGCAGCCCCUGACCAGCUGCACACCACCACAUCUGCAGACAGGUGGCUACCCCUGCAAUAAGGCUUAGUAAGGCUGGUCCCUAGAGUGAACGCAAACCUUUUGAAAUACAUUCCAGGUGGUGCAGAAAAUGCAUGUGCCAAGAAAAGCCACGAGAAGUAUCUUGUAGCUCUGAAAGGUUCUGGACUCACAUUUCCUGAAGACAAGGCUGCAUGUGGAGGGCAGGAGCAAGCAGCUGGAGGAGCAAGCUCUUCAGUAGUUCAAGGUCUCUCUGUUUAUUUAUUUCUUUAUUUUUUAAAAAUAUAUUUGUUAUUUGAAGAAUCUUCUUAGACUUACAGCAUUGCCACAGGUCUGCUUCUGAAAUAAUUGACAGAAUGCAGUCGAAACUACACAGUAGCAGAUACAGAGAGGAAAACAGAACCCCUUUUCAAUUGCUACAAUGGGGGAGUAUCUCAAUUCUUACAGACGUAAACUGCAAAUGGAAGCUUUGGGUCCCUUUGAUCCUAUCCAUUAGAAAAUGUGUAAGUUUGAAUGAGUGCUUAGUAACUGUGUGGCACAAGGUCACAUUUCAUUAUCAGCAGCAGCACUACCCCAGCAACAUGCAUUUCUGCACUGUUCCAGGCAUUGUCCCAAACCACACGUAGCACUUCCUGAAGUAUUUACCAUUUUCCUCCUAGUAUUUUAAUUCCAAUAUUGCUAGACCUAAUGCAGCCCAUGCUCGAAAGAUAAAUCCAAAUAUACAUGGAGAGAUAGAUGGGGGGUAUUUAUGAAAUUAUCUGAUUAUUCUUUUGUCUAGCUGUGUGUGAAUUAGAAAAGAUAAUUUAAUGUUUAAUUUCUCAAGGUUUUGCAGGUGCUACGCCAGCUUCAGGGCAAGGUGACUCUUCAGAUGAGGUGAGAUUUCUUCAGAAAUAAAAUAAAGCACAAUAAUAUGUGAAAUAAGUUGAAAUACCCUAAUUUUUAUCAUGCUUGCCUUUGCUAACACGUACUGUAGACUGGUGGUGUCAGCCCUAUAAGCCAUUAAGCAGAAAACACAGCUCUUUGUAUUUAUGUAGGGCCAGUCCCUCUCUGCUUUCUCCCCUGGGAGGGUUGUUGUUAAUACUGCUUUCGUUGAACUAAUUUUAGCAACACUGGGGAUCGGAGUGUAUAUAGCAACUUCUGGAAAUAACGCUAACUCAUUACUAUGUCAGAUUCACAUGCUGGGGCAGGUUUUAACCAGUGUUAAUGCAGCGAAGGUUGUGUUUCAACUGCAUCUUUCUAGUGCUCUCGUAUUGACAACAACGGCUUGUUCUUAACCAGGUUCCUUUUCUUAGAACUUGUAGGAUAGGUAUACUUAUUUCUAACAGGGCACUCCUAAGUAUGUUUAUUCAGAAGUCCUGCUGAGGUUGGUGGGGUUUAUUUCCUAGAAAGCAUGCUUAGGAUUUAGCUGGAAGUAAGUCCUAUUGGAACACUGAGUAGGCGCGCAUGGUAUUGUUCUGCACGUUAACUAUGCUAGGUGAAUAACUAACAACAUAUGUGUGUUUAUAUAUACACAUUUUUAACACAGAAAUAAUUAAAGUACCUAUGAGUUGCAGAUGUUUCCCGAGAGCUCUUGUAAACCUGACGUAGGACUCUGUAAAGUUGCUAGAUUAGAUGCUGAAUAAGCAUCUUCCUGAGAUCCCUUUACCUUGUAAAGAAGAGGAGUAAAGUGAGAAAAGUGGGAAAUUGGGGAAAGGGCCUGCUGUUUCAGUAGUUCCGUCUCUGGUUCUAAUCUAGAACUGGGUUCUUGGCGACUGGACAGGAAAGAUUUUGUUGAAGCUCUUCCCACAUCUGCAUACAACCAGGAGUCAUAUGCUGCAACUGUGUGCAUCCUCCAGUUUUUCGUACACUUAGAUGCUGAAGUCCUAUUUUUCUAGCAUGUAAAUGACGGGAAUCUCCCAUGGCAAAUAAUAGUCCAUCUUCAAAAUAAAAGGUUCUUAACAGUAGCCUGACUUAACAGGAUACAGUGGUACCUCUGGAUACGAACGGGAUCCGUUCUGGAGCCCUGUUUGCAUCCUGAAGUAAACACAACCCGUGUCUGUGCGGGUCGCGAUUCGCCGCUUCCGUGCAUGCACGUGGUGUCAUUUUUACCGCAUGCGCGAGCAGCGAAACCCGGAGGUAACGCGUUCCGUUACUUCCGGGUCGCCGUGGAGCGCAACCCGAAAGUGCUCAAUCUGAAGCAACUUCAACCCGAGGUAUGACUGUAUAACCAGUGAACCUUUCAUUGAUACUGAUAUCAGUGCUAGGAAAAGCUUUAUGAACUCAAUUUCUGCAUAACAGGCUGCAGUAAAAGUUGCCAGAAUAAAAUGCAAAAAAAGAAAAGAAAAGUAUCUUUGUUUGAAAACCUUAGUUCAAAACUUUUUGCAGUAUUUUCGAUUUUUUUUCAGCUUCAGGAACAAAAUGAACAUAUUGAUGGCUGCUUCAGAGUCAUUUUCAGAUGUAAUUGCAAAAUGAACAUGUUGCAUGUUUAUAACAUUUGCAAAUGAUUUCUGGUUAAUGCUGAACUGUAAUUAAACAGAUUUGGAGGAGGGAAAUAAUUGGUUUAUAUCCAGAACAAUUUAUUAGAAGUUUGUUGUUGUUUGUGCAGCAGAGUCUGCUAUUGCUUUUAGCAGUGCUAUUUAUAAGCUAAUGUGUUUCAAAGUGCUGCCGUACUUUCACAGUUUUUAAAAACAAAGCUAUUUUUUAAAAAUGGCAGUGUAACCGAAGGUGAACUUAAAUCCCUGAAUUAAUGAGGCCCAGCUAAAAAUGAUACUUGCGACACUUCAUAUUUGCUCAGUUUAUUGUGAAGGAAGGAAUAUGUAAGGUUAGGAUUUAGACAGGAAUCUGGUACAAUGAUCUUAACAGGGGGAAGUGGGAAUAGGAGGGUAGCACACCCUGACUUACUGCUUGUGGUGUUGGGAAGGAAAGAUGCGGGAUCAUUUCAAUAAAAGAUGCAAAUAUGGGAAUUUUCAAAUAAAGAAACUUAAAUAAUUAAAUGGUAUAGGAAACAAAUCUAAGUGCUUUAUACAGUCAUACCUUGGGUUACAGACUCUUCAGGUUGCACUUUUCGGGUUGCACACCGCGCCAAACCCGGAAGUACUGGAACGGGUUACUUCCUGGUUUUGGCGCAUGCGCAGAAGCGCUAAAUCGCGCUUUGCGCAUGCGCAGACACGGCACUGCAGGUUGAGAACGCUGUAGGUUGUGAACGUGCCUCCUGCAUGGAUCACGUUCACAACCCGAGUGUCCACUGUAUUUGCUGGUGGCUGCAUUAUUUAAUUUUGCCUUUCUAGCAUUUAAGUGGAUUUAAGAUCACUAAAUAGUUUAUUAACCUGUGUGUGUGCAUAUCCAAUAAUGUCUACUAGCAAAAAGUGCUUGUGCAAGGCAAGAGUACCCAAUUUUUGUUAAUCACAGCUUAUUAACCCAUUUCUCUGUGCCCGUGUUGAACCAAGCAGUGGUUUGUACCAGCAAAAAGCACUCUUGCUUGUGUAAGACAGAGCACCUAAUUUCCAGUUAACACCCCCCCCCCCCGUUCACUAUAGUAUUCUGCUACACAGAGCUGCUCCUGGAGCUUAGGAGACCCUCCCGUUAUGAGAUACGGCAGAGGGCUGUAGUGGAUAGCGAGGAUUAGCAAAAGUUAUGUACCCUUCCUUACAUUAUCAGAAAUGGUUUCCAUUAGUGCAGAACCACAACUAGAUACAAUCCUGUGUGUAUAUCUCUCUCUGAAGUAGAUGUAAAAUGCAUAUUAUGGGCAAGCUAAUUAAACCAAAGAGCACUUGCCUAUGAGAGAGCAAAGUCAAGGUCUCAAAUAACACACUUGUAAUCUUAUCCAGAAAACUGUGAGUUAGCACUGACAUGUCUCGUUCAAGGCUUCUACAUGUAAAUAAUCUAAAACAAGGACAUCUGGUGAGAUACUAGUAAAUUCUUCAGUUGCAUGUGUUUUAUCAGAGUCUCCGUUUUCAACUCUGCAAAUACUAAGCGGAUCUAGUUGCAUCUAUCUGCAAGCGAGUAAAUGUACUCUGUUGCUUCUGCUUUCCUUAAAACAUUGAUGUAUUUCAACUGUUUUUGCCUCCGUAUACUUCUGUGUUGCCACAUAUUGGUGAGCAGGUACUGCAUAUGAAGACAGACUUCCCACGAGGGGCCCAAAAAAUCUAUGUGAGAGGUCUUUCUUUCCCAUUCCUCCCAUUUGCACAGUUCACAAUUCUUGCAGUCUUAAGUGACUACAGUAUUCUGAGUUGGCUCUGGGGACAUAAAAGCUGUCCCCCCCCCCAAUCCCUGUACGAGGAGGAGCUAGUGAUAAUAGUCAAGACUGUGAGAACAAACAAGGGAUGCAUAGUUACCGUAUUUUUCGCUCUAUUAGACGCACCGGACGAUUGGACUCACCUAGUUUUUAGGGGAGGAAAACAAGAAAUAAGAAAGGAACGCAAAGCAUCCUGAGCUAAGAGGGAGCGCAAAAGAUCCCUCUUGCCCUCCUGGCUUUCUGCGAAAACAAGCCUACUGGCUUUCCUCCCGCAAGAGCCAUGCGCUCUUUAAAGGGAGCGCGGCUCUUGGGGGCUUUUCUGGGCAGCCCUUCUCCCUCCUCUGGAAAAGCCGCACACACACUCCACGUGGCUCUUUAAAGGGAGCGCUGACAGAGCCUCCCGCCUGCAUUCGUUGCAUAAGACGCACACACAUUUUCCCUUACUUUUUAGGACGGGAAAAGUGCGUCUUAUAGAGCGAAAAAUACGGUAUAUAUGGUUGCCAUCUAGGGAGGAUAGAUUACUAGGAAAGACUUACCACUCAGAUGCCACCCAAAUAGCUUUCUGUUAUCCAAGCUUUCAACAUACUGGUGCCAAGUAUGUUCAUUUUAUUCAUUGUGCUGCUGAAUAAAAUUAAUUAUUAGAAAAUACUAAUAGUAUUUAAGCAUUCAAAUGUUUUAUGAUUGCUUUCUACUUAGGCUGUGCACACGUUUCUAAGUGUGCAUGUUUCUAAGCAAGUGCCGUUGAAACUAACAGUAUUUGCAUCCAAGUAAAUAUAUUUAGGAUUGGGGCGACUGACAUGUAAUACCUUUAACUCCAGAACUUGAAUAAAACCAUUAAAUCAAUUGGAAGAUGUGCCAUUCUUUGUUUUGGUUCUAAAGCCACAAGUUGAAGUCAAUUCAUAGAGAAUCAAAUAACAACAAUAACAAAUCCCCAUAGUUCAGAUUAUGCAUUUGUAAACAUAAUUAGAAGCAGCAGAAGGAAUGUUUAAGGAAGAUUAUGAAGACCAAUCCAAUGAAGAAUAUGUUAUUAAGAGUUUGAGUUCCUACAGUAUUAUUGGAAUGAGUUGCUGCAAUAAUUAAACCGUUCCUUUGUUUCAUUCUUUUUUCUUUGAAAAGCAUAUUCAUAGCAUAUAUAGUCUUUGACAUUAAGACAUUUUAUAUUGAUCCACUUUCAAACUCUUCCCAUAUCUCAGGAGGACCAAGAUGGUGGCCAAGACGUGGGAAAACGCAAGAGGGUAAAACUAAGCAGCAGCACCAAAGGUACAUGGCAUAUAGUUUGUCAACUACUUUUGUGUUUUUGUAUCUUGAGGUCACCAAGCCUGAUCAGUUUUUGAUCAGUCUUGGCUGAAGAAUGCAGUAUGAGAAAAGACUGAGAAAUAUGCCGGCAUGACAUACUUUCACCAGAAUUCACUGCUGCCACCAGUGUCUUGUAUUGGUUGCAUAUGUUUCCUGUAAGCGGCCAGUAAGUUUGCAAAAUGCCCCUUGAUCGAACGAUGAAGAGAGUUCUUAGAGUUGUAUCAUACGGGGCUUUUGUUUCUUCUCCACACACCCCCACCGCCACAUCCCCCCAUAAUCUUCUUUGGUAGGUCCCCCAACUCUCUGGAGCUGAUUUUGAGGGUUCCUUGGGGGUUGGAGAGGACAAGAGCAGAAGAGGAAAUUCUGGUGUAUGCAUGGAAACCUGAUGUAGCAGCAGAGCUGCAGUGUUUGAUACAACCCUUAAAAUGUAAUUUUGUGUGUGUGCGUGUGUGUGUGUGUGUGUGUGUGUGUGUGUGUGUUUUACACAAUAUUUUCUUUGGGACAAGGAAUUCCAUGGCUCAGCUUUCUACGAGCUAAGUACAGUGGUACCUCUGGUUACGUACUUAAUUCAUUCCGGAGGUCUGUUCUUAACCUGAAACUAUUCUUAACCUGAAGCACCACUUUAGCUAAUGGGGCCUCCCGCUGCCACUGCGCCGCCACUGCAUGAUUUCUGUUCUUAUCCUGAAGCAAAGUUCUUAACCCGAGGUACUAUUUCUGGGUUAGUGGAGUCUGUAACCUGAAGCGUAUGUAACCCGAGAUACCACUGUACAGGCAUUUGAUCUGGAGGUAUUUGUGACUCACCACCUCUGUUUUAGGCAGAGGUUGCUGAACCAGAGGGUCUACAUGGAAAAGUCUUUUUCUAUUAUAUUUUUCCUUAUCCAUUCCCCGUAACUUUUUCACCUUGUAAUUUCUUCUCAUGAUUCUCCUUUCAUACUCAACUUGUACCUUAUUUCUGUACCUUAUUUCAACCCCCCCCCAAUCAUUUUCGUUCAUCCCUCCUCUCUGCUCCUUUCCCCCUCACUUCUUCCUCCUUUAGCAGCUUUACUCUCUAGCGCCUUCCUUUCUAUUCUCAGGUUAUUUUAUCACUAAUAAUUAUAAUUAUAAUAUCUCACUUUCUAAUUCUCUUCAGCAACACCCCUGGAGGCCUCCCUUCCCUUCCUCCACUCUCCUGGCCACUUUCACUUUCACUCAGCAAGCGUAGAGCUCCAGGCAUUGGUCCAACUAGAAAGCUUUGGCAUGGGCUAGGGGUCAGGACAGUGGGACGUGGGUGGCGCUGUGGGUAAAACCUCAGCGCCUAGGACUUGCCGAUCGCAUGGUCGGCGGUUCGAAUCCCCGCGGCGGGGUGCGCUCCCGUCGUUCGGUCCCAGCGCCUGCCAACCUAGCAGUUCAAAAGCACCCCCGGGUGCAAGUAGAUAAAUAGCGGGAAGGUAAACGGCGUUCCGUGUGCUGCGCUGGCUCACCAGAUGCAGCUUGUCACGCUGGCCACGUGACCCGGAAGUGUCUGCGGACAGCGCUGGCUCCCGGCCUAUAGAGUGAGAUGAGCGCACAACCCUAGAGUCUGGCAAGACUGGCCCGUACGGGCAGGGGUACCUUUACCUUACCUAGGGGGCAGGACAAGGGACGCGGGUGGCACUGUGGGUUAAACCACAGAGCCUAGGACUUGCCGAUCAGAAGGUUGGCGGUUCAAAUCCCCGUGACGGGGUGAGCUCCCGUUGCUUGGUCCCUGCUCCUGCCAACCUAGCAGCUCGAAAGCACGUCAAAGUGCAAGUAGAUAAAUAGGUACCGCUCCGGCGGGAAGGUAAACGGUGUUUCCGUGCACUUCUCUGGUUCGCCAGAAGCAGCUUAGUCAUGCUGGCCACAUGACCCGGAAGCUGUAUGCCAGCUCCCUCGGCCAAUAAAGCGAGAUGAGUGCCGCAACCCCAGAGUCGGUCACGGCUGGACCUAAUGGUCAGGGGUCCCCUUUACUCUUUACCUUUGGGGGCAGGACAGGCAAGCGACUAGGCAUUGGGCACACUGAGGCCCCUCUGAAAUUGCCCCGGGGUGCAUUGACGGGUCCCUGCUGUUUGAGAAACCUCGGUGCAAAUUGUUAUGAGCGGCUGACCCCUUCAGAAUUGCACUGAAUGAUGUGACCAGACAUGAAAGAUGACUGUCCAAAAAAAAAGAAAGAAAAGAUUGUAACCUAGCUGCCAGAUAGCAUGCAAUUAGUAUAAUUUGCACAUCGUUUUCAUGGAUAUGGUUCGUGUCAAACUGCAGUUGAUGGAUGUGUUGUGCCGGUUCUCAGUAUUAUUAUGCUCACUUUGUUAUCCUUAAAGACAACCCUCCACAAGCCAUUCAGCCAUCAGUAGUUAGGAAAAACAAUUAAUUUAGAUAUGUCUUGGUUUUCUCUCUAUUACUUUACAGUACUCAGAAAUGCACCUUUUUACAGUACUUUUUAAAAACAGUAGGCUAUUUUGUGUGAAAAGGGUAUAUAGUGUGUGUUUUGAUUUUUAAUGCUUGCUGGAUCUACUUUAGGACAAGAUUGUGGGUUUGGAGGGCCUUGACUUCGGUAGAAUAAUAGGAACAGAAUAAAGCUGAAAUUCUAACCAGUGCCCAUAUGUACCAGAUAAGUGGCCCCAGCACAGUGGGCAACCUGUAGGUUGCAGAUCAUUGCUUGUAUCCUCCUGUAUCUGUAACCUUUAAUUAUUCACUAUGAAUGAUCAGCAAGCUAUUGUGUACACUUUUCUUCCUGUCCUCCAUUUUCUGCAACUAUGGUACCUAAUUCUUAAGCAGCCUUUUAAGCUUUGAGCAGAUGAGAUGAAAAACACCGGCCUGUUUAUAUGAUGGGGUUUGUAGUUGCUGUGUGUGAUUUGAAUUGUAUGGAAGAUUUGUACUGAAGUCUUCUUUGCAAAAAAACAACAACAACAACAACCCUCUGAAAAUAAAGUUCCCGGGGCCAGCCAGGUGUACUGAUUUGCCCAAUCUAGUUUUUCUCUUAGUAAUAAACUCCAGACUUUUUCUUUUUUGUUAGUAGAAAAAUAUUAAAGAGUUAACAAUACUUCUUAACAACCUCCUUCCAAUUUUAUUACUUGUUUUUGUACAGAUCAAUCCAUUAUGGAUGUUUUGAAGCAUAAAUGUUUUCUAGAAGAAUUAUUAUUUUGGACAAUAAAAUAUGAAUUUCCCCAGAAGAUGGUAACUUUCUUACUCAACAUGCUUCCAGAUCAGGAUUAUAAGGUAUUUGUGUGUUUCCUCUUUCCUUUCCUGUCAGAACACUUCCCCGCUUCAGUUUGCAUACAGUUCCCCAUUGCAGUUUGCAUUGGGCACGGGGUAGGUAUUGCAGAACAUCUUCGAAUGCCGCAUUUAUUUAUUUUUACAGUAGCAUAAGGUUGCUGGUUGAAAAUAGCGCAAAAGAACAUAAAUAGCUCAGACUAAGUUAGAAGGAACAAAUUUAAAAACCUGUAAAAAUUCCUGUUUCUUUUAUGAGCCAUAAUUGGAAGGAGUGCUGUCUCUGUAGCUGGUGCUUCCUCACAGUUGGCAUGCAAUAGCUUGCAGUUACUGUUCUUUGAGUUGCAGAGCUAGGAUGUGGAAACUAGCUGCCCCUUUAGUUUUCUGAAACACAGUGCAAAAUUUCAACUGUUAAUGGAGCCCACAAGAAAAGGUUAAGAUUUGUACACAUUUGAUGGUUUCUUAGCGCUUGAGUGCUUUGGAUAGCUCCAACUUAUUCUUAAGGGCUUACCAUAUAUGAUAACAGGUGCCAGUUCAGACUGCUUAAUAAGCUGCAUUACGAACAAGGCUCAUUCCCCUUUCACAUAGCAGAUUCUCUUUCUUUGCCGGAUUGACUUAUAAACCUGCAAGUCUUCUGUUAACUCUAGGUUUUCCAUUUCAUCUGAAUCAGCAAACUAUGGCUAACUGGAUAUGAAGCCACAAUUCAAUUCACAAUUCCUAGCUUGUUCCAGAUACAUUAACCAUUGUUUCCUGGUUGGGUUGUAACAGGAAACUAUACUUAGCUGAAGACUUCCUGGCUUGUUUCCUUGUGCAAAGUAAUAAUAAUAAUUUUAUUAUUUAUAUCCCAGCCAUCUGGCUGGGUUUCCCCAGCCACUCUGGGAAGCUUAAAACACAUUAAAAAUUGUAAAACAUUAGACAUAAAAACUUCCCAAUACAGGGUUGCCUUCAGAUGUUUUUCUAAAAGUCAGAUAGUUGUUUAUUUCCUUGACGUCUGAUGGGAGAACGUUCCACCAGGUGGGUGCCACUACCGAGAAGGCCGUCUGCCUUGUUCCCUGUAGCUUCACUUCUCGCAAUGAGGGAACCGCCAGAAGGCCCUUGGAGCUGGACCUCAGUGUCCAGGCUGAACAAUGGGGGUGGAGACACUCCUUCAGGUGUACUGGGCUGAGGCUGUUUAGGGUUUUAAAGGUCAGCACCAACACUUUGGAUUGUGCUCGGAAACGUACUGGGAGCCAAUGUAGGUCUUUCAGGACCGGUGUUAUAUGGUCUCGGCAGCCACUCCCAGUCACCAGUCUAGCUGCCGCAUUCUGGAUUAGUUGUAGUUUCCGGGUCAUCUUCAGAGGUGUCCUCACGUAGAGUGCAUUGCAGUAGUCCAAGCAGGAGAUAACUAGAGCAUGCACCACUCUGGCGAGACAGUCCGCGGGCAGGUAGGGUCUCAGCCUGCGUACCAGAUGGAGCUGGUAGAUAGCUGCCCUGGACACAGAAUUGAAGUGAAAUGACUGUGUUCAGGGGCAGAAGGUUUGUUCAUAUUCCACCUGGUUACAUUGAGAUGUAAUUGUACCAACAUGCCCAUUGUGUCCUCUAGAUGAUACUUACCUGGACAUUUGGUCCUCAUUAACAGAUUUUAAAAAAGCAUUCAUGUUAGCAGAAGUAUAGUCUGAUACAAUGCAGAGUGAGGCACACAUAAAGUACAUUGAAAUAAUUGGAUUGGGCCACAUGUACUUGGAAAGUAAUUGCAUGGCAUGGCAUCCUAGUCUUGGUUUUGUGCAACAACUGGUUUAAUAUACUUUCAGUAACACUUCUUAUUGAGACUUGUUCGGGGGUUGGGAAUGCAAAUGGUAACGCUAACCUUUAUUUUAUACCCUGCAGAUUGCUUUUACUAAAACUUUUGUGCAGCACUACGCUUUUAUUAUGAAAACCCUGAAGAAAAGCCAUGAAUCGGAUACCAUGUCUAACAGAAUAGUACAUAUUAGUGUCCAAUUGUUCAGCAAUGAGGAGCUGGCACGCCAAGUGACAGAGGAAUGCCAGCUGCUUGAUAUUAUGGUUACUGUCCUACUGUACAUGAUGGAGAGUUGCCUUAUUAAAAGUGAGCUGCAAGGUGAGUCGAAUUCAGAAUUUGCUUUAAGAGCACUAGAGAGGCACACACAGAAUAUUCUCAGCCUGUAUUUAGGCUUCUUUCUGUAAGGGGGAUGCAAUGCUAGCAGUUGACAGGGCUAGAGUCCAAGGUGGGCCACCCUUUCGUCUCUCUUACCCUGUUCCCUUCUUUCCUGCUUGUUUCCCCAUCCUCUGCACUCCCAUGAAAGUGCCAAGUGCCACAGUUUACCCACCUGUGGGCUAUAGUGGAGGAGGGUCUGUUUUAAGCUUUCCAGCUGAAAGAGUGAAAAAUGGCUAAAAUAGAAGGAAAACAGCCCUAUCAUCUUUCCCCUUCCAUUUCUCUACCAGAACAUGCAGACAGAGAGACUGCUUUGUGUAAAAGAGAGAAAAUGUUGGAGAUGAUCAUUACUGCUGUAGUCUUAGACAUAAAGACCAGAUUCAGAGUUCACUGCAUCCGGGAAGUCCGCAUGGAACUUAACUAGCAUGCAGACACCUUGUGAGGUUUGGGAGAAACAAGGAAAGUGGUUGUAAAGUGAAUGAGGAAGUACUGAUACAGGUAGAAGCUCUGUUUUGCACGCUCCAUCAGUGUGUAUGUUUAACAUUGGCAGUCUUAACAUUUGUGUCUUCAAAACUACUUUACUUGCCUUUUAGAUGAGGAAAACAGUUUGCAUGUAGUAGUGAACUGUGGGGAAGCUCUACUCAAGAACAACACCUACUGGCCACUUGUCAGCGACUUUAUAAAUAUCCUUUCACACCAGAGCGUGGCUAAGAAAUUUUUGGAAGACCACAGGCUAUUAGUAACAUGGAUGAAUUUUGUAUCAUUUUUCCAAGGUAUGCGUCACUUUUGCUAAUUAUGUGCCCUAGUAUUGACUGUCCAACUAUAUAUACCUAGAUAGGGUUUAGGGGAUGCAGGUGGCAAUGUGGUCUAAACCACUGAGCCUCUUGGGCUUGCCGAUCAGAAGGUUGGUGGUCCGAAUCCCCGUGAUGGUGUGAGUUCCCGUUGCUCUGUCCCAGCUCCUGUCUACCUAGCAGUUCGAAAGCACGCCAGUGCAAGUAGAUAAACAGGUACCGCUGUGGCGGGAAAGUAAACGGUGUUUCCGUAUGCUCUGGCACUUGUUACAGUGUCCCAUUGCACCAGAAGCGGUUUAGUCAUGCUGACCACAUGGCCCAGAAAGCUGUCUGUGGACAAAUGCCGGCUCCCUCGGCCUGAAAAGCGAGAUGAGUGCCACAACCCCAGCCUUUGACUGGACUUAACCAUCCAGGGGUCCUUUACUUUUUACCUUAGAUAGGGGUUUGAUGACUAACUUUCAUUUUCUGGGUGUUUGAAUUGUAUACAGUGCGAAAAAGAUGGUGUACUGGUUAGCUGUAACUUUGUGCAACUUUGUCUUGAUCUUUUAAGGAAUGAAUUUAAACAAGAGAGAACUUAAUGAGCAUGUUGAGUUUGAAUCUCAGACCUACUAUGCUGCUUUUGCCGCUGAGCUUGAGGCCUGUGCCCAGCCAAUGUGGGGGCUACUAUCACACUGCAAAAUCAGGGUAAGCUGAACACUACCUCCCCCUUUGGUUCUCUAGUGAUUAAAUAUUUUAAAUGUGAAAUAUGCAGUUUUAGAAAGUUGUACACUCUCCUUGUGUUAAGUUGGUACACACACCCCCGUGCCUGUUGUGUACCUUGCAGUUAAUAUGAUAGCAUUGUGCUCUUAGCUUAACACCCUUAACUUUUUAUUUAAUCAACUAUAUUCGUCAAGGUGAGCAGUAAAACUCCUUUUGAGGGUAUGCUCCUUAAUCUGUUGUCCUGUUACUGAAAAUGUGUUCAGGUGCUUUAUUAGUUAUGUUGUGCAAAUAAUAAAUAGAAUGCUUUCAUGUUUUUGAUGGAAGUCCUUCAAAAAUGUGCCUUUUUAUCAAACAGAGAAAUGCAGGUCCAGUGACUCCAGUUUGAAAGUACAUUUAUUCUCUCAGCCCCCACUGCCAAGAGCACAGAAUGAGUUAACAUUCCUGAAGAAUUGUUGUCAGAGACCAUGGUUUCGUUUUGGUUUCUGUUUCUUUUACUUUGAUCGCACAGUAUUGUAUAAUUGUUAUCAGUAGGUUGAAACAUCCCCCUCCCCCAGAUAUCAGAUUGCCGAUCAUAUCCAUAAGUAAAUAUUGGUUCUCGACCCUGAGGGUGUACAUGAGGUGAGACUAGAAACAGGACUCAGGUUCCAAAUCAUACAUUGGGAGAGGAGAGGAAAGGGAAGGGAAGGGAUGCUUGCGCCCUCUAGCAAAUUUUGCUGUGUCGUUUAACUUCAGAGAGUUCAUUUUUCCAUUUGUGCAACCUUUGUAUCCCGCUUCAGGAGACGCAGGAAUACACACGAAACGUUGUUAGAUACUGCCUAGAAGCACUCCAGGAUUGGUUUGAUGCUAUCAACUUUGUGGAUGAGGUUUGUGUGUCUAAUGUAUUUGACUUUGCAUUACGGAGUAGGGUCUUCUUCUAAAAUUUGGAAGCAUCUUCCCUUCAAACCUAUAUUGCACGCACCUCCAUUCCACCCUCUCUUAUUGCAAGAGAUUUCCCUGAGCCAAGCUACCCGGUGGAGGGUUGCUUUUGUGUCUGUAGCAAUAAAAGAGCGCAGCGUCACAAUUUCUGGAGUAAAAGCAGAAGUGUAUGUGCGCAUGUCGAAGUUUUGGGUUUUACCAGACGAGAGGAAAUAAUGAGUGAUUUAAUAGUGUGCAAAAUGGAAUUGUUUAUUCCUUUGAAUUGUAAGCGACCUUUGUUUCCAUUGCAGCCUACUCCUAAUCAGGUCACUUUUCAUCUGCCUCUGCAUCGUUACUAUGCCAUGUUUCUAAGUAAGGUAAGUGAAUGGUUUUUUGCAGAAUAGGUUUUUUGGGGGGGGGGGGGAGAGGCAUUAUUUAGGUAGACACGUCCAGAUCAAAUAUGUACAUAUUUUGUUUGUAGGCUGUUAAAUGCCAAGAGCUAGAUCUCGAUUCCCUCCUUCCAGACCAGGAGAUGUUGAUGAAGCUCAUGGUUCACCCACUUCAGAUUCAGGUAAGUUGGCCAAGUAUUUUUCUCUCUCUGCAUGUAUCACCUCUGUGAUGUGUCAAGCGGUAAUCGCAAAUAGCGAGCAGAUACAGAGGGUAACAUCCGAUUACGUACAUCCACAGUCAAUACAGAAAUUUGCUUGCACAAUGGGAAUUUUUGGUUUCUCCUCUCCCCCCUCCAGCUUCUUGUGUGGCCUAAGAAGAUGCUUUGGUGGCUCUCCGAAUCCUCCAAAGCAAAUUGGGGGCGGGGGGGGGGGCUGCAAGGGAGAGAAAAGGAAGGAGAUGCCCCAUUGUAUCUACAUUGGAUUUCACUCAUGGUUCAUUGCCUCAGACAGUUUUUCACCACUGGAGGCCAUUGAUUUGUGGCUGAAUGUAACUGAGUGCUAAGGGCAUGGAUAUCUGAAUAACUGCAAGUUCAUUCCCACAUUGUAUGUACAGCACUCUUUGUUUUCCACAUAUGGAUCACAAUAACGAGUGAGAAAUUUGUGGGUGAUUCUAUUGAAUUAGCAAGAGGUAAAGUGAAGGCCAAAAGCGGGAGUGUAUCUGAGAACAACACAGAAAAAAGUUAGACGGUAUAAAUAAGCAGGGAAAAUAUUCAGAUCCUGUGGAACAACUGCUCAGUGGUUGCAGUUAAAAAUGUGAUUACAUCCUUGGUUGUGGCUGACAUUUUGUCUGGAUGGCAUCCUAUGUAUUAGUGAAAGUCACAGGGGAGAAAGAUUGCUAUGUUUGCUAUGUUGGUUUUGCAGUGCCUCCAAAGUCUAGUGUGCCACCACGGAUUGAAAUAUUCUGCAAAAAGCUGUGUGAUCAGCUACAAAAAUAUAUUCUCAGCUUUUCAAGUUCUUAACACUGCAAAAUAGUAUGCCUAAGCAACAGGUAGCAUGUUGAGCUGAAACAGCUUUCUUUUUGCUCUUUCCGAUAGGCAAGCCUCUCUGAAAUCCAUAGUAAUAUGUGGGUAAGGAACGGCCUGCAGAUUAAAGGACAAGCCAUGACUUAUGUGCAGUCCCACUUCUGUAAUUCCAUGAUUGAUCCUGACAUUUAUCUGUUACAGGUAGGUCAGUACUUUUUGUAACCUCAUCUGCUCUAUGUUAUUAGAUAGCUAAACAGUAAUAACUAACAUAUAUAUUUUCUCCUCCCCCCCCCCCCCCGAAAACAGGUUUGCGCUUCAAGACUUGACCCAGAUUAUUUCAUUUCCUCAGUUUUUGAAAGGUAAGAUACUGUUGAAAAGAACACACCGUCUAAGCAAUGUCUGCCUUGUGGUUUAAAUACACCAUGUGGUGGCAGUGCAAAUUUGCAAAAAAAAAAUCUGGGUAAUGGUAUAUGACAAAUUUAAAAAGUGCACUUUCCCCCAAAAAACCAGAAGCAUUCCAGUUAGCAAUAGUAGGUCAGGAAACAAAGUUCAAAACUUACUUCUAUACGGAACAGCAGCUGCAAGAAUAGUGUACGCAAAAAUGCGGAAAGAGAAGGCUUUUCCAACAAAGGACCAAUGGCUGCUUAAACUAAUAGAAUACAUCGAACUAGUAUGUACGGCAGCCAAAAGAAGAAAUAAUGAUGGGAAGAUAGUAACAAGUGAGUGGGAACAAUUGGAAGAGUGUUUAAAAGGAAGUGGUAUUAAGAUAAAUCUACAAGCAGGGAUAAAUCUGUAGUCGUCAGCAGCAGACACAAUAAAGCAGCGGUCACCAACGUCCGGCCCGGGGGCCGGAUAAGGCCCGAGACCCUCGUUUAUCCAGGCCCCCGCCACCCAUUCUUACCAGUGCGGUCCGCCGUGGGGACCCACUUCCAGGUCGGAGGAGCACUGGAAACAGCUUGUGCACAUGCAGAGGAAUAGCCGCCUGAAGCCCCCGGAGUUCCCGCUGCGCUCCGAAGGCUUGCGGAUAGCCGCCUGAUUCCUGGAGAGUGAGAGAGGUUGGUUCACAUCAAUCCCUCUUGCUCUCCAGGCUUCGCUUCGCUGGAGAGGCGCUGCACAGUUUUCCCUCUCUGCGCAGCGCCCCUUCAGCGAAGCGGGAGGAGAAAUGGAAGGGGCUCCAUUUCUCCUCCCGAUUCACUGAAGGGGCGCUGCGCAGAGAGGGGGAGAAUUUUUUUUCCUGUUCUCCCCCUCCUAUGAUCCUGUGCGUCCUAUGGUCUGGUGCGUCCUAUAGAGCAAAAAAUACGGUAAUUGUUUUGAUUAUCUUGAUGUCUGGAGACAUGGAAUGGAGAGUGGAAUAUUUGUAAAACAGUUUGGGUUGCCAUUGAAGGGGAGUAGUUUUGGACACCAGCAGUGGAUCCCCUCUUUGGAGAAAGUGGCAACUUUGAGCGGAUGGCUUUUAUCCAUGGAGUGCGUCAGUGGGUUAACCCCACCCUCUGUGUGCCAUGGUUCUAGUUCAAACUGGGUUACCAAACAAACAAACAAAGCAUGUAAUACUAAUUGGAAAUACAUUUUUAAUGUUUAAAAGUAAACAUGCACAUUUCUGUUUGCCUGGAUAUCGGUUGCCCUUGGGUGAUGAGCUAAUUGCAAAAUGGUGCCUUCACUCCAGCUUCUCUCAGGGCACUGCUGAGUUUCCUGGCUAAAAUGCAGCAGCACUUGUGCUCUGAUGUUUAUCCUGAAGAUGCGAGGGCCAGACGACAGCCCAUCUGCCUUAAUGUGCCCAUAUUCGCACGUGUGCAUCCUCUCUUUUCUGGCCUUGGUAUUGUAGCGCUGUUGUGUUUCUGAAGAAGGGGCUGAUGAAAUACAUUCCGGCGCUAUGGAGACAGUGUGCUCCCUCCUCCCCAUCCUUUGUUUAUGGCUUAGGGAAUAGAGACGGGCAGCAGGCAUUUCACAGUACAGUGGUACCUCUGGUUACGUACUUAAUUCGUUCCGGAGGUCCGUUCUUAACCUGAAACUGUUCUUAAUCUGAAGCACCACUUUAGCUAAUGGGGCCUCCUGCACCACCACCACGUGAUUUCUGUUCUCAUCCUGAAGCAAAGUUCUUUACCUGAGGUAGUAUUUAUGGGUUAGCAGAGUCUGUAAUCUGAAGCGAGAUACCACUGUACCUUGGUUUGCAUACGUCUUGGAUUACAAACACAUCAAACCCGGAAGUGCGUGUCCCAGUUUGCAACCUGUUUUUUGGAUUACACCCCACACUUUUUUCUUUUUCUUUUUUUGGAUUAUGAACAAAAAAUUUUGGGAGGCCCCAUUGGCGAAAGUGCGCCUUGGGUUACAACCUGUUACGGACCUCCGGAACGGAUUAUGGUUGUAAACCAUAGAGAUGCUUCAGGUUACAGGAUCCUCUAACCCAGAAAUAGUACCUUGGGUUAAGAACUUUACCUCAGGAUGAGAACAAAAACCGUGUGCUGGCCGUGCGACGGCAGCGGGAGGCCCCAUUAGCUAAAGUGGUGCUUCAGGUUAAGAACAGACCUCUGGAACAAAUUAAGUUUUUAACCCGAGAUACCACUGUACUGCAUUUCAUUGGAAACUCGGUGUCAAAAGUAUCUAAGCACCCUCCGACCUGCUCCCUCUGUGUUAAGGUUUGGGAAAAGGCUGACAGACUGAAUUGGGAGCAGAUGCUGCAUGGCAGCUCUGGGGCAUGUAGGGAAGGAGAAAAGUAGAGCUAUCUGUAGGCAAACAACACAAAGUGUGCGAUAACCCAUUAAAAAAAAUAAAUCCAAAUUUCAAUGGAAGGUUGAAUCUUGUACUGUGUGCCAGAUGUUGCAGGGUGUAAUGGCACAGAGAGAAAUUUGUUACUUCUUUUUUUAAAAAAAUAGACAGUCGUUUAUCCUCACAGAUCUCAUGGUGGUAUACACUAGGCAAGAGUAAAAUAUAUCGUGCCAAAACCACAAUAGAGUAAUAGUCAUCCUCAUAAAAACAGUUAGAGGCAACCAAAAACAAGCAGGCUAAAUGAUAGCGAACAUCAAAAUAUCUGGGCAAGUAAGCAAGUUGCACUUCAAUAUUCGCUGCUGUUGUGCUGUGUGAAGUUAAGGGGUCUCCAUUUGAUCAUGUCUGGAUGGGCAAAUGCCUGGGAGCCUUGUGAGCUUCCUGGAGGAGCAACAGGAAAUGUUCUCAAAUUAUUAACCGUACUAGAUUUUCUAAAAUUCAUAUUUUCCUCACCUGUAGGUUCAAGGUGGUUGACCUCUUAACAAUGGCUUCCCAACAUCAGAAUACAGUGCUAGAUUCAGAGCAUGAGAGAUCGAUGUUAGAAGGCGCCUUAACAUUUCUUGUCAUUCUUUUAAGUCUCCGUUUACACUUGGGUAAGAUUAAUUGGCUUUCUGCUUUACUCCUAGUAAUAUCUAUGUCGGGGUAGGAAUGGUCACAGGCACCAGUGUUUAGGUAGGAAUGGUGAUGGAAACCUCAGCCAAAAGCACUUGCUAAUUCUUAAUGUUAUUGAAUUGUUUCUCGGAACCUUCGCCUUUGUUAGUCCCUCUUGGUGGAAGCCAAAAGUUGUGGUUGCCCACUAAGUUGUGUUUAUUUAGUCAGUCUCCAUUCUUGUAACUUGAAUCCAUUGGUUUGGGUCCUAGCUUGCUCGAUCCUCCUUGUGACAGACCUUUAGAUAUUUGAAGCUGGCUAUCCUAUCUCUUUUCAGUCUCCUCUUUACUAGGCUAUACAUGCCCAGUUCCCUCAACCAUCCCUAAUAAGGCUCUAAAUCAGGCAUAGGCAAACUCGGCCCUCCAGAUGUUUUGGGACCACAACUCCCAUCAUCCCUAGCUAACAUGACCAGUGGCCAGGGAUGAUAGGAGUUGUAGUCCCAAAACAUCUGGAGGGCCGAGUUUGCCUAUGCCUGCUCUAAAUCCUUGUUUCUUAUUGAUACUCUGUGGAUUAACAGCCCAAAUUUUUUUUUAAAUCAGUCAUAGUACUUUUUUAAAACUCUUUUACUGUAAAACUGAAUGCACUUCUAGGUAGUAAUAACUCCACCUCCGCUUCCUAUCUUAUGGUAUGUAUUAUAUGGUUAUGUUAAUUUACCUUUCAAUUUCUCCUAGGAAUGACUGAUGAUGAGAUUCUUCGGGCAGAGAUGGUAGCUCAGCUCUGCAUGAAUGACAGGACUCAUAGUUCUCUACUGGACCUCAUAUCCUUGGAAUGUUGUUAA
Podarcis lilfordi (Lilford's wall lizard) is the source of this 30291-nucleotide messenger RNA. Lineage: Eukaryota; Metazoa; Chordata; Lepidosauria; Squamata; Lacertidae. The record is from the annotation of a GenBank genome assembly.